AUGAAAUGCGUGAUCGGGGGCGCCCAGCUCCGAGUGCAGUGUUUUCUUUCCCUGGCAGUGUUUGGAAAAGCAAUCCAUGCCAUAGCACGGAUUAGUGAUGAAUUUUGGUUUGACCCCGUAGAAAAAGGCCUUGCCUUAAGAUCAGUGAACUCCUCGAGGUCAGCAUAUGCCUGUGUGUUCUUCUCAUCCAUGUUUUUCCAACAUUACUGCUGGACAGCUGUGUCCCAGCCAUGUCAGAAGGAGAAGCAGUUAUCCCUCCCCUGUAAAUUGAUAAUUAAGUCAGUUCUCCCUGUGUUUAGAUGUGUGAAUGUGCUGGAAAGGAAUGUAGAGAAAUGCAGCAUCUCCACCAACCCCAGUGAGCACCACAUCACCUUCCAGCUCCUCUGCAGGCAUGGUGUUGUAAAAACCUAUAACCUGACAUUUCAAGAGUGUGAUCCCUUGCAGGCUGUUUUUGCAAAGCACAUGUGUCCAAACAUUCUUAAAGUCCACUCCAGGCUGCUGGCUGAUGUGAUGAUUCACUUCCCAACCAGUCAGGAAGAAAUAACCUUGUCAGUAACUCCAAUGAAAGUUUGUUUCAAGAGUUACACUGAGGAAGACACUGACUUUUCAAGGACAAUGCUUACUGAGAUACAGCUCAGUCCAGAGGAAUUUGACUACUUUCAAGUUGGAGUAGAUUCUGAAGUGACAUUUUGCCUUAAAGAAUUGAGGGGGCUGCUGGCGUUUUCCGAAGCCACGAGCGUUCCUGUGUCCGUCCACUUCGACAGAUGUGGGAAACCCAUUGCUUUCAGCAUCGAGGACCUGCUGCUGGAGGCCAGCUUUAUCCUGGCUACCUUGUGUGAGGCUGAGAAGGAGGCAGCUUCCCCAGAGCCUGCCUGCUGCCCACGGCCCUGGGACAGCUCGAGGACUGGCAUGGAUAAGUCUGACCAGACCUCCAUGGAUGGAGCCAGCAACACAGACACAGCCACUUCCAAAAAGCCACAGCAGAAGGGAAACACUCCAAGCAUAAACUCGGCAAAACCUCCAAGUGCUUUGUCAAAACAAGAGGUAAAAAACAUUCCCAGAGGCACAGAGAGGGAUGUGCCAGACAGAGCAGGAGCAGCCAUGGCCAAGGCAGCAGCAGGAGAGGCCACAGAGGCUCCUUAUGAGAAGGUGAGGGAACUCCCCACGGUGUCAGCAGUGGAACCCCACAGCUGCUGUUUGGCUGAGCACCCCCACAUGCAUUGGGGGUUUCAGUGGGAUCAGCUGUCACAGCAGCACAAUUCUUACCUGUACAAAUAUUGCAUUUUCCAGUUCCACUCCUUAUUCUUUGGAGCGAUCUCUUACAAGGAGAAGGAGGCCAUUGGUGACACCUUCCAGAGUUUGGUGACAGCCAGUGACCCUGAGGAGGAGUUUGGUGCCUUGCAGAGCUCCCAGGUUCUGUAG
Molecule: messenger RNA, 1422 nt
Organism: Sturnus vulgaris (Common starling)
Lineage: Eukaryota; Metazoa; Chordata; Aves; Passeriformes; Sturnidae
Source: RefSeq, a predicted model, not a curated record